Molecule: messenger RNA, 1244 nt
Organism: Abrus precatorius (Indian licorice)
Lineage: Eukaryota; Viridiplantae; Streptophyta; Magnoliopsida; Fabales; Fabaceae
Product: monoacylglycerol lipase ABHD6-like
Exons: 4
Coding region: 195-1151 (318 amino acids)
Molecular function (GO): catalytic activity
Source: RefSeq, a predicted model, not a curated record
UCCAUCCAUGCCAUCUCAAUCUUCUGCUCUACAACACAUCACAAAACUCUGUUUCUCUUCCCUUCAACAGAGACCCAUCAUUAUUUCCGUUUUCUGGGAAUCACUCUCCAAUCCCUUCCUUAAUUUCCACGAACUGUUUGCUCCACUCACACUCCAACAACACUUACGAAUUUCAAAUUGAAAAAAGCUUGUAAAUGGGAAGGUGUAUGAGCUUCAUCACUUGGCGUGACCGGUGCUUCCGGUACUCCUUCUCCAACGCGGGCCUGAAAUCAACAACAACCGAUCUGGGCGACGGUACCAUCAUGCACUGUUGGGCUCCCAAAGCCCAUAACCAUUCCAACCGUUCUCUUCUUCUCAUCCAUGGCAUCGGAGCCAAUGCCAUGUGGCAGUGGAACUACUUCAUCUCCUCCCUCACGCGCCACUUCAACGUCUACGUCCCCGACUUGCUUUUCUUCGGUCACUCCUACACGACCCGACCCGAGAGGUCCGAAUGGUUCCAAGCCAAGUGUGUCAUGGCUCUUCUCCAGGCUCACGGGGUCCAUACGAUGACCGUGGUUGGGUUGAGCUAUGGCGGCUUUGUGGCUUACAGCAUGGCGGUGUUGUUUCCAAAGAGUGUGGAGAAGUUGGUUGUGUGUUGUGCUGGUGUGUGCUUGGAAGAUAAGGACAUGGAUGAAGGCAUGUUUAAGGUCAAAAAUGUUGACGAGGCUGUGAGUAUUUUACUUCCACAGACACCUCAAAUGGUUAGGGAACUGGUGCAGCUUACCUUCGCCAAGCCUAUCAAAUUCUUGCCAACUUGUUUUCUCAAUGAUUUCAUUGAUGUGAUGUGUACGGAGUAUCGCCAGGAGAGGAAAGAACUAAUCCAAGCAUUGCAUAAAGACAGAAAAGUAUCCAAUCUUCCCAAGAUAACCCAGCCUUUGCAGAUUAUCUGGGGAGAACAGGACCAGGUAUUCCCACUGGAGUUAGCUCAAAGACUAAAACGGCAUGUUGGAGAGAAGGCACAACUUGUGGUCAUUAAGAAUGCGGGGCAUGCAAUCAACGCAGAGAAGCCCAAAGAACUUUACAAGAAUUUAAAAUCCUUCCUCAUUGAUCCCUUAACUCCAUCUAAGCAAGAAAGUCACAGCAAUGAUCACAAGAUGGACCAGAAAGGUUGACCCUCAGAAUGGAAAAACUGUUCAUCAUUGUGGAUAUGUAUGUUAUUAUUUUAUCUGACAGCUACGACUGAUGCUGCUUUUGUUGGGUUGUUU